CGGACACCAUCACCAGCCAGCUCCGCAGGACGUUCAGAAAGCGACUCAUCUCCUCUGUGUGUAAGAAGCACCUGUCAGAGAGGGAGACUCUGACGGUUCACUGCAGGACACACCACUCCGAAGCACAGAUGCCAGGGUAAAAAAACAAACUACUUAAUACUUGAUCCCACGAAGAUUUCUACGGGCAGCUCGUUCUCCCUUUGCAGUUAAAAUGCCAGCCGUGAUCCGGGAUAAAGAGGACUCCGAAUCCUCCUCAGAAGACGAGCAAGAAGACCAUCCUUGCAUCGCAUGGAGCAGCAUUAGCAAGACCAUCCCAAUUCUCCUGUUUAUCCCUGAAGCUGUUGUUUCAAAAGAUGGGAAUAUAUCAUCUGUUGGAGAACGAUAUAAUAUGGCCUUCAAGAUUGUGCGCACAGAGAGCCGCCUAGUACGAGAAAUACUCACCAAUCAUGGGUUCCAUGAGGUUCACCCAAACAGUAACGACUUCAACCUCAUGUGGACAGGGUCUCACCUCAAGCCUUACAUACUACGCAGCCUUCAAGACUUCCAGAAGGUCAACCACUUUCCCAGAUCACAUGAACUGACACGCAAAGACCGUCUCUAUAAAAACAUCCAGCGAAUGCAGCAGACUCACGGCUUCAAAAACUUCCACAUUGUUCCCCAGACCUUUGUGCUUCCCGCUGAGUACCAGGAAUUCUGCAAUUGCUUUGCCAAGGACAAGGGCCCAUGGAUAAUUAAACCAGUAGCAUCUUCAAGAGGACGUGGCAUCUACUUGGUCAGCAAUCCAAAUCAGAUUUCAAUGACUGAAAACAUUUUGGUGUCUCGCUAUAUUAAUAACCCACUGCUCAUAGAUGGGUUCAAGUUUGACGUUCGUUUGUACGUGUUAGUAACGUCAUAUGACCCUCUUCUCAUCUAUGUGUAUGAGGAAGGCCUGGCUAGAUUUGCCACAGUUAAGUACGACAGGACUUCAAAGAACAUCAAGAACACGUUCAUGCACCUCACCAACUACAGUGUGAACAAAAAGAGCAGUGAUUAUGUCAGUUGCGAUGACCCCGAAGUUGAAGAUUAUGGGAACAAAUGGAGUAUGAGUGCAGUGCUGAGGUAUUUGAAGCAGGAGGGGAAGGACACCACAUUGCUGAUGAAACAAGUUGAGGACCUCAUCAUCAAAGCUGUGCUGAGUGCUGAGCUACAGAUAGCCACCGCCUGCAAGACAUUUGUUCCUCAUAAGGCAAACUGCUUUGAACUGUAUGGUUUUGAUGUGCUCAUUGACUCCAACCUCAAACCCUGGUUGUUAGAGGUGAACCUUUCUCCCUCCCUGGCCUGUGAUGCACCGUUAGAUCUAAAGAUAAAGGCCAGCAUGAUAGCAGACAUGUUUUCACUUGUGGGCUUUGUGUGUCAGGACCCCCUGUCGAGACAGCCGCACGCUGACCAAAGAACACAGAAACCUUUUUCUGCACAGCUAGCCACUGCACACAGCAGAGUGCGACAGAGGCUGACAUCAGCCAACAUCUCAGAAACUCAGGGGCUUAAAGACAAGCGAGAAGCUAAGCUUAGCCAAGGAGACAGCACUCUGAACUUAACUGCUGAGGAGAUCAGAGUACUGCGGAGGAUAAAGGAGGAGUAUGAAAGACGAGGAGGUUUCAUUAGGAUCUUCCCCACCGCGGAUACAUGGGAGCUCUACGGUGGAUAUCUGGAGUCCAAGACAUCACUGAACUUCAUGUUGGCGAACAGACUUUUCCAUGGAAGGAAUGUGAAUGGGAAUGUGCAGCUGCAGGUGGACGUGGUCCAUGGCUGUCACGUUGUCCAGUAUGAGAGGAAGCUGCUGUCUCUGGAGGCACGAAAGAGGAGACAGCGCCACCUGACUCAUGGCUCUGCUGCGAGGAAGAAAAAAUCGGGGAAGGAAUCCAAGGCCUCCCUGACUGAGAACAGCAGUCAGGAGGGAGAGGAGUGUGCUCAGGAGGAGGUGAAACAUGUUUUUGAGCCAGUCUCACACAAGGCUUUGGUAGCAGAGCAAAGAAAACAAGUGGCCACACCACUGGAGCGCUGCCACAGUAAGGCUCAGUCCAGCUCAGAGGCAGCCGUGUGCAAUGCCAGCCCCACAGUCAACCUGCUCAACAUCCUUCAACAGGGCUGGGAACUCAGUAAAGUGCAGGCUCGGAUUGCUUUUUCCUCUUACCUCUGGCGAGUCCAGCAAAGACUGUUAGCAGAAAGCAGAGACAACACCAUCUCAGCUUGGCCAGACAAUGACAACGACCAAAUGGAGCUAGUGAUUCGCUUUCUGAGAAGAGCAGCCAGUAACCUUCAACAAGACAUAAAGGUAGUCUUGCCCAGUCGACAGUUACCACUCCAAGAUCGCAGACGCAUCCUGUCCCACCAGUUGGGGGAGUUUAUCCACUGUUAUAACAAGGAAACUGAACAUAUGGUAAAAAAACAGGAGAGCAGCAAAGUUGAGCAUUGUGUGAAUCCUGAAGUGUUUCAAGAGUACAUCGGUGCAGCGAGCGAAAACGAUCUGGAGGAAGUGCUGACAUUCUAUACACAGAAAAAUAAAUCGGCCACCGUCUUCCUAGGAACAAAAGUCAGAGGUGUUAAUAAGAAAGAUGUUCAUGAAGUAAAUGUCUCAGGCAAACGUGAGAAUUCUAAAUCUUUGGCUGUGGAAGAAGAUUCAAAGUUGUCGCUCCUAACAGGGAAAGUCAGCUCCAACCCAGACAUCAAGGCCACUGACAGCCAGCCUUCUUUUUGUAUGCUGCCUGAAGACCAACAGGCAGAGGUAAGAAUGGGUAAAACCCAGCCAGAAAUCCAGUCCUCUCAACAUUGCUCCAGUUUUCCUGUGACUUUAGACUGCACGCACAAUCAUCUGCAGCACUGCUCUCCUGCAUCCCUGCCUCUUCACUGCCCACCACCGCCUCCACCGCCUCAGCCUCCAUCUUAUGCACAGUCCUUGGCAAAGUCUCACUUCUGCCAUUCUGAGGGUCUUUCUGAUCCUCCUGCAUACACCGCUGCCCCUGUGGUCACACAACCUCCAAGGGUGAUGUGGACAGCCGCAUCCACAGGCUCGAACACAGUGACUACAGGGCAAUCAACACAGGUGCUCAGAAGGAUUCAGUCCUUUACCUCAUCCAUGUCUGGCUCUGGAUCAGCCUCCUCCAUCCCAAGUGCCACACACAUCUAUAGCCAGAAGCUCUCUAGACCCACAUCUGCAGGCCAAGUGACCAGGAGGAGCACUUCCAGUAAGCUCAAGUCAAACUCAGUGGGAGCUUUCAGGGAGUUGAACACCCUGACUGCCCAGGCCCAGUCCAACCAGCAGGCCUUCAUUUCAGCCCUGCAGAAACUGGCAGACAAGCAGGUUGCUCGCCACUAUGCCAGCUCCAGUCACAUCAACCUGCUGACACAACAUUUGACUAACCUGAACCUGGCCAACAAGAUGCUGAGCAGAGAGAGUUUGACACUGAACCCUAAAGCUGCUACAAUCCAUGGACCAGUGAGAGCUGUUCAUCCUGGAACAGCUCUGCCGAGCAGCACUGGCCACAGGCCACUAAAGGAAGAAGAGAGUCUUUGGGAUUGGCAAAUGCAGAAUGCCUGUAGCCUGAUGACAGGGGUCACACCCAAGCAGCACUACCAGCCCACCCAAGGGAGCUACCAGCUUCAGUUUGCUAUUCAGCAGUUGCAACAACAGAGACUUAAGGGUCAUCAUCAAUUUCUGGACCAGACCCACUGCAGACAUAAGGCUCAAUUUCCAGACCAGACACCACACAGCCAGGCUCCCACAAAAUCAUCCAGCUGCCCUCCUUCCAGCUUUCACACUCUGCCAAAUCAAAGCCACGGCCUAAGUCAUAUCCAGACCUGUGUUAGCCCAGUUCUUGCUCCAAAACCACCCAGCAGUGCCCGAGAGGGACAGGUCAGGAAAACGACUGCAAAGCGUCUCAUCAGGCAGAUGUCCUCAGAGAGUUCAGCCAGUGGAACCGUGGCCAGCGGCAAGCAGGUGGUCUACGAGGCCAUCUGCAGUAAAACAGGUCUUUCUGCAUACCGCCAGCUGUUCCAGGGUCAGGAGCCCACUCACAGAUGACAUGAAGGUGACCAGAGGCACGUCCUGCCACUCUGCAGGCCUGACAGGUGUCUCUGCAUGUAACUACAGCUCACAGGUUUAUUCCGGGACGGGACAACAGAUAAAGUAUGCCACACAUCGAACAGAGUCCUAUUAAUUUCUCAAUGAUACAGCCACAGACAUGCAAGAGGAUAGUCUGCCAGGCCAGGAAUGCCCAGCUUUGACGCAGGUCGGGAUUUUGUUGCACAGCUCCACCCUCUCCCCUCAUCGCCCUUGGCUACAAUCGGUCUAUAUCCCACAGUGCCCGCCCUCAUUCUCUCCAUGCUAUUGAUGCCACAGGAAGAUUUCACUGACAGAUAGCCUUCAGCAGAUGGUUCUUCAAGCCCUGUUGGUAUUUUAACUACAGGAUUCGUUGUUUUAUUCUGUACUCAGGCAGUGGCAUGUCCACCACAGCCAUGCAUGCAAAUUUUUCUUCCUUUUUAAAAAAACAAAAAAAACAAAAAACAAAACACAGGUGAUAUGAGGGUUUUGGUAACAAGGAACCUCUGUCAAGUUUUUGACAAGCAUUGUUGAGCCUGCAUGAGCAGCUUCUCAUUUUACAGACAUGAAUGGCGAGCAUGCAGAGAAGUUCCUUUCAUGUGUGGCUUCCAGCUUCAGACUCUCCUGACUCCCACUCCUUGCUGGAAGCCAAACAGUUGCCAAAUCAGUCUCUCUGCCUUUUUUGCCUGAGGAUGUGUUAAGCAUAGCUCCCUUUUUUUUUUUCUUUGCAGGCUUGAUAAUAAAAUGUGAUUGAAUUAUUGUUGCCUUGUUUUUUAUUUUACAAGGAUGAUGCAGCAUUGUUGCAAGGAUGUCCAGGUUUUCUGUAAAGAGCGUAGUUGGCUUGUGAUUAUUCCUGUAAACUGGUGAGAUAUUGAUAUUGUUUUCUUGGAUGGACCAAAUUCAUUAUUUUUGAUUAAAAAAGUAAAAUAUUGUCAUUACAUCAGUAUUUAUUUACUGUACAUUGUCCAACAUGACCUUUUUGGGCCAUUUCUGUAGCUCAAAGCAUAACAUAAAGAGGAACAAUGCUCAUGCACAGACCUAUAAUGAAGGUUAAUGCUGCACCAGGAGACCAGGAUCCUCACAGGUAUUCUGUUGCUUGGGACCAUAUAGCGAGUUCUCUCAGGGGGUAUUUAUAAAUAAAAAUAAAUAAAAUAAUGUGAGGUAAAUGUCAGCAGUUUUAUCAUAUGCUUAUAAUAACUGUCUGAAAUACUUGAACUUUGUGCAUGAUUUUCUCACAUCAGCUGAUGAUUAUCAUCAGUGUGAGUUUGCACAGAUUAUAGUUUUCAAUGCAGUACGACACAAUAUGUGUUAAUAUGUAAUUGACGGUGAAUGUUUUUGUAACACGUGCUGUUGAUGUUCAAUUUCAUGUUGUGAAUUUCUAACUGUUACAGCCAGAACACCAACAACAGCAGGAUGCAAAUCAGUGUGUGUGUGAUGUAAUGUGGUGACACAGCUUUGUUUACACCAUUUAGAAAAGAAAAAUGAAACAAAAAAAAACUUUUCAUUCGCUCUAAUAGUAAAUGUUUAUGUUUUAUGAAUACAUUUUACAGUAAUUUGCUCACGGAAGUGGCUUCUUGGAUUUUUCCUGUACAGCUUAUGUGUGUAAAUUAUUGUAUGGGACAUGAAUUUUUGAGAAAUACUUAAAAAACAUAAACAUUUACUACAGGUGUUUUUCUGUUUCUUUUCUAUAUGGGCCGUACCAUGUCAUAAUCUGUUUUGAUUGUUUACAAUAUGCAUGGAAAUGUAGUCAUUUUGGGAACCAGUUAGGCUGUUUGUAGCAAACAACAUUGAAAUGAAUACCUGGAAAACAUUAAAACAUAAUGGUUGUGACUGUAA
Molecule: messenger RNA, 5914 nt
Organism: Archocentrus centrarchus (flier cichlid)
Lineage: Eukaryota; Metazoa; Chordata; Actinopteri; Cichliformes; Cichlidae
Gene: ttll5
Product: tubulin tyrosine ligase-like family, member 5
Exons: 32
Coding region: 212-4060 (1282 amino acids)
Biological process (GO): microtubule cytoskeleton organization; protein polyglutamylation
Cellular component (GO): ciliary basal body
Molecular function (GO): tubulin binding; tubulin-glutamic acid ligase activity
Source: RefSeq, a predicted model, not a curated record